AUGGUUGGAGGUUCUACUGGAAAUUCGCCAUUGUCCGCCCGUCGUCGCAAGGCCCUUGCCGGUGCUUCCGGAUGGGCCGGGCUUGUCCACAAUCGCAAAGUAUUUUCCAUUGCCGUCUUUGCUUCUCUGGGAGGAUUGGCCUCAGCUGAUAUUCUUUCUCAGGGUGUCUUUUCCAGCGUUGUUGACAUGUACUCCUUCGAUCAACGGAUGGGUACUGCCGUCUCUGACUCAAAUAAAAAAGGAUGGUUGGUCGCUAUACUGGAGCUGGGAGCUUGGUUCGGUGUUCUAAUGACAGGUUAUUUCGCCGACAAGUUAUCCCGCAAGUACACUAUCUUUCUGGCUGUCCUUGUAUUUUGUGUAGGGGUUAUUGUUCAGACGGCGGCCCAAAAACCCUCCUCUAUUUACGGUGGCAGAUUUGUAACUGGUCUUGGCAUUGGUUCCACCAGCAUGGCAGUCCCGCUCUAUAAUGCAGAGCUGGCGCCUCCAGAGGUACGGGGCAGCCUGGUAGCGCUCCAACAACUGGCUAUUACGUUCGGAAUCAUGGUCUCCUUCUGGAUCGAUUAUGGCACAAAUUAUAUCGGCGGCACCGGUGCAGGACAAAGUGAGGCGGCCUGGAGACUUCCAUUGGCACUUCAACUAGUACCAGCAAUCAUACUUGGAUGUGGGAUCCUCUUCAUGCCAUUCUCACCUAGGUGGCUGGUCAACCAAGGACGAGACGAUGAUGCCCUUACCGUGCUCAGCAAUCUUCGAGGACUUCCCAAGGACGAUGAACUCGUGCGCAUCGAGUUCCUCGAGAUAAAAGCGCAAUACCUGUUCGAAAAAGAGAUAUCCGAAGCAAAGUUCCCUCAAUAUCAGGAUCCGUCGUUCAUCUCACAAUUCCGGCUAGGGUUACACGGUUAUUUAAGCUUGAUUCUCGAUCGAAAUUUACUUUGGCGUGUCGCUGUUGGCUCAUUAACCAUGUUCUUUCAACAAUGGACCGGGGUCAACGCUAUUUUGUAUUACGCGCCUAGCAUCUUCGAAUCCCUAGGUCUAACCGGGAACACCACGUCUCUUCUCGCAACAGGUGUCGUUGGUAUCGCUAUGUUUUUGGCCACGAUACCAGCUGUCUUGUUCAUUGACCAGUUGGGACGGAAGCCAGUACUUGUCUCAGGGGCCUUUUUAAUGGCUGCAUGCCAUAUCGUCGUUGCUAUCUUGACUAGCAUAUUCCACGACAUCUGGCCGAGCUUCAUUGCUAUUUCAGCGGCUGGAUGGGUAGCUUGUGCUUUCGUUUGGAUUUUUGCCAUGGCCUUCGGUUACAGCUGGGGUCCUUGUGCCUGGAUUAUCGUCGCUGAAAUAUUCCCUCUGAGUGUCCGAGGCAAAGGGCUGUCCAUCGCUGCCUCCUCGAAUUGGAUGAACAACUUCAUAGUCGGUCAGGUAACACCAUCGAUGUUGACUCACAUAGGAUAUGGGACUUUCGUUUUCUUCGGAAUUUUCUCGUUCCUAGGCGGCUGCUUCAUUCUGUUCCUGGUCCCAGAAACGAAGGGAGUAAGUUUGGAAGAAAUGGAAGAAUUGUUUGGUAAUACCACCAAUCUGGCCGUGGAGGAUCUUCGCCGUCUUGAAGACAUCCAUCGGCGCCUUAGCUUGAGUAUUGAACCUGUCGAUGAGAAGCAUGAUGAAGAAGGUGGCAAGGUAUCCCAUGAAGAGAAGGUUGAGGAGUAG
Molecule: messenger RNA, 1698 nt
Organism: Guyanagaster necrorhizus
Lineage: Eukaryota; Fungi; Basidiomycota; Agaricomycetes; Agaricales; Physalacriaceae
Product: general substrate transporter
Exons: 19
Coding region: 1-1698 (565 amino acids)
Biological process (GO): carbohydrate transport; transmembrane transport
Cellular component (GO): membrane
Molecular function (GO): carbohydrate:proton symporter activity
Source: RefSeq, a predicted model, not a curated record